AUGGGCAUGGUUAAUUAUGAACCACUAAAUAAUUUUUAUCCAAAAGAUCGAUGCCAAAGUUUAGGUGAUAUAUGUCAACAAGCAACUGAUUGUUGUUCCCAUCUAGCCUGUUAUCGUACUCAAGAUCAAAAUCUUUGUUUACCAUUUGAAAAAGAUAUGAAACGAUACGCGGAAGAUUUAUUUAUUUCACCGUAUUUUAAUCCAACACAUUAUCUCUAUCAAUAUGGUCUCAAUAUGCCGCCAUCUCCACUUUAUAGUGCAUAUAGAGAAAAACAACCGAAGCCAUAUGUUAGAAAUAAAAUGGAAUGGGAUUAUUGCCAAUUUCAUGAAGAUUGUGGUGAAGGCAAUUGUUGUUACAUUCAUUUUCGAUUUCGCAGCUUACCGAAAUCAUUUUGUCGACCAAAUCGAAACGAUAAAGAGGAUCUGUGUGAACCUCUGACUCGAUAUCAUUCACUCAAACGUGUACCAGCUUGGAAACAACUUCAACAUCGACGAAAACAACAAAAACAACAACAAGUCAAUGAUGAGCAACAUGAGCCAUUAUCAUUACUAAGCGUGAAUUUAAGCCGAUAA
Molecule: messenger RNA, 573 nt
Organism: Rotaria socialis
Lineage: Eukaryota; Metazoa; Rotifera; Eurotatoria; Philodinida; Philodinidae
Source: the annotation of a GenBank genome assembly